Molecule: messenger RNA, 1710 nt
Organism: Impatiens glandulifera
Lineage: Eukaryota; Viridiplantae; Streptophyta; Magnoliopsida; Ericales; Balsaminaceae
Product: SWI/SNF complex subunit SWI3B
Exons: 6
Coding region: 52-1545 (497 amino acids)
Molecular function (GO): protein binding
Source: RefSeq, a predicted model, not a curated record
AUUGUUUGUAGUGUGUUUGAGCGAGGGCUGGAAGAGAGGCGGGGGGUUCAAAUGGACACCAACCACAGCAAAUCACCAAUUCAAGAACCGUCGAAGCCCUUAGAAAUUAAACUCCAAAAUCCCAACUCUUCUUCCGAACCCACCGCUACUCAAUCCGUCGCUCCGGCAACCGCCGCUCCAGUAACCGGCGCUCCGGCAGCCGUCAACAAUUCCAAGGACAUUCCUACCACAGCCGCCAAAGCAGCGCCGCCACCUUCCACAUCCGACGCCGUCGAUACUGUCUUUAUUCCCUCCUAUUCCAGGUGGUUUUCGUGGAAUGGAAUUCACGAUUGUGAGACUCGAUUUCUCCCUGAGUUUUUCGAUGGGAAAUCACCUUCGAAGAACCCUAGGGUUUACAAGUACUAUAGGAACUCAAUUAUCACUAGGUACAGAGAGAAUUCGACGGCUAAGAUUAGUUUCACAGAGGCUAGGAAAUCGAUUAUUGGAGAUGUAGGAUCUGUCCGUAGAGUGUUUGAUUUCUUAGAAGCUUGGGGUUUGAUCAACUAUAAUGGCUCAACAUCGAAAAUUCCCUUAAAAUGGGAUGAAAAGGAGACUAAAUCAUCCACAGCUUCUAAUUCCUCUAACCAUGUCAAUGAACAAGCUGCUAAUCCUGAUUUCAUCGCCACAAAGAAGAGACUGUGCAGUGGAUGCAAGUCUGUUUGCAGCAUUGCCUGCUUUGUCAGCGACAAGUUUGGUUUGACUUUAUGUGCGAGGUGUUACGUGCGCGGAAAUUAUCGGGUUGGUGUGUCUUCUUCGGAUUUUAAAAGGGUUGAAAUCAACGAAGAGAUAAAGGCUGAUUGGACCGAUAAGGAAACUCUGCAUCUUCUAGAAGCUGCUAUGCAUUAUGGCGACGAUUGGAAGAAGAUUUCUGAGCAUGUUGGUGGAGGUAGAAGCGAGAGGGAAUGUGUCAAUCGCUUUAUCAAGCUUCCUUUUGGAGAGCAAUUUGUCGCGGGUCAUCCUGAUUCUGUCGAUGACGAUGCUGAUGUCAUUGAGGACGAGAGUCCUGCGAAAAGGAUGCGAUUCAACCCACUGGCUGAUGCAAGCAACCCGAUUAUGGCUCAGGCUGCUUUUUUAUCAGCAAUUGUUGGUGUAAAUGUGGCUGAAACAACUGCUCAGUCUGCCAUUGCAGCUUUGUCUAAAGAAGUUAAUGAGAAAGGUUGUUUAAAAGCAAUGGCGUGUAUUGAGAGGGAUGAACGAGAUAUGGAGAGAGCAAUCAGUCACAUUACGAAUGUACAGAUGAAGGAGAUUCAAGAGAAGAUAUUGAAAUUCGAGGAAGUUGAUUUGCAAAUGGAGAAAGAGUGGCAACAGUUGCAUCAAAUGAAAAACCUUCUUUUUGCUGAUCAGCUCACACUUAUUUUUAAUAAACCAGCCACAACAACAACAACUAAGAUUGCUACGACGAAUAAUGAUGUUGUUACUGUCACUGCUGCUGCUGCAAACAAUGGAGGAGGAGAAAGCAGCAGCAGCACAAAGGAGGAGGAAGAGGAGGAGAUCAAUGCUGCUUAAGAAUGGUUUGUUUGGUGAUAUCAGAACAAAUGUUAAUUAUAUAACUUUAUGUUAGUUGUAACUUGGAAUGCAAUUUCUGAACCACCAUAUGUAUUACUUAAAGACUCAGAAGAAUGUCUUAAAUCAUUUUUUAUAUAUAACAACAAGAAUGGAGAGUUGAGAUAG